This is a messenger RNA of Musa acuminata subsp. malaccensis (wild Malaysian banana), 3377 nucleotides long. The record is from RefSeq and is a predicted model, not a curated record. Lineage: Eukaryota; Viridiplantae; Streptophyta; Magnoliopsida; Zingiberales; Musaceae.
UACAGGCGGUCGCCACCACUCCUUCUUGGCGUUCUCCAAGUCUCUACAGCUCCGUCUCUCCGUGGGAACUCUUCGUCCCAUGUCCUACCGCCCCAACUACCAAGGCGGCCGCAGGGGGGGCCGGGGCGGCGGUAGAGGUGGGGGAAGGGGCGACGGCGGCGGCGGCGGCGGCGGCGGAAGAGGCGGGGGAAGGGGCGGCGGUCGCGGGGAGCAGAGGUGGUGGGAUCCCCAAUGGAGGGCCGAGCGUCUUCGCCAGAUGGCCGGCGAGGUGGAAAAGCUGGAUGAAAAUGAAUGGUGGAGUAGGAUACAACAAUUAAAACAAGGUAGCCAGCAGGAGCUGAUAGUUAAACGUAACUUUGGGCGUGAUGGUCAGAAUACUCUGGCAAAUAUGGCUCAGAAUCAAGGCUUAUACUUCCAUGCAUACAACAAAGGUAAAGCACUUGUAUUUAGCAAGGUUCCUUUACCAGAUUAUCGUGCUGAUCUUGAUGAAAGACAUGGAUCAACACAAAAAGAGAUUAAAAUGUCCACAGAAACUGAAAGAAGAGUCGUAAGUCUUUUGGCUAGAUCAAAAGAUAUAUCAACCCAAAAUAGUUCCACCAGUACAUUCACUCAGGCGGAGAAGCAACCUUUAUCUAGCGUGCCCAUCUCUAGAUCUGAAUCCUCUUCAUCUUUUGAUACUAUGAAGGAGAAGUUUAGUUUUGAACUUAGGGAGCUGCAGAACUCCAAGAAGGCAUCCCCGAGCACUAAAGCAAUGCUUGCUUUCAGGGAAAAAUUACCAGCCUACAAACUCAAGGAUGAGUUUUUGAAAGCUGUGGCAGACAAUCAGGUGCUUGUUGUUUCUGGAGAGACAGGUUGUGGCAAGACUACACAGCUACCUCAAUUCAUAUUAGAGCAGGAGAUUGAACAUCUACGAGGAGCAGAUUGUAGUAUAAUAUGUACUCAGCCACGUCGGAUAUCAGCUAUAUCUGUUGCAGCACGCAUUGCUUCUGAAAGGGGUGAAAGUCUUGGAGAAACUGUUGGUUACCAGAUCCGUUUAGAAGCAAAGCGUUCUGAGCAAACACGUUUACUGUUUUGCACAACAGGAGUCUUACUCCGAAGGCUGGUUCAGGAGUCAGACCUUGCAGGUGUUAGUCAUCUACUUGUUGAUGAAAUUCAUGAAAGGGGCAUUAAUGAGGAUUUCCUCAUUAUAAUUUUGCGUGAUCUUCUGCCACGGCGACCUGACCUUCGGCUAAUAUUAAUGAGUGCUACUUUGAAUGCUGAUCUCUUCUCCAGAUACUUUGGAAAUGCACCAGUCAUCCACAUACCGGGUUUUACUUUUCCUGUGGCAGAACUGUUUCUAGAGGAUAUAGUGGAAAAGACUCGAUACAAGAUUAAGCAUGAGUUGGAUAAUUAUCAAGGGAACUCGAGGAGGAGAAGAAGGCAACCAUCGGCAAAAAGUGAUCCUUUGACAGAAAUGUUUGAGGAUGUUGAUGUUGAUAUACAGUACAAGAACUACAGCUUUCCUACAAGACAGUCUCUUGAAGCCUGGGAUGGUGGACAACUGGAUCUGGGUCUUGUGGAAGCAACUAUCGAACAUAUUUGCUGCCAUGAAGGGGAUGGAGCUAUCCUUGUAUUCCUUACGGGUUGGGAUGAGAUAUCUAAGCUGCUUGAAAAAAUUAAAGGGAACACUUAUCUUGGGAAUUCUAGCAAGUUUCUUGUUCUUCCUUUGCAUGGUUCAAUGCCCACUGUCAAUCAACGUGAAAUUUUUGACAGACCUCCAAGUAAUAUGAGGAAGAUUGUUCUAGCGACAAAUAUUGCAGAAAGUAGCAUUACAAUAGAUGAUGUUGUUUAUGUCAUUGAUUGUGGAAAAGCAAAAGAAACAAGUUAUGAUGCUCUCAAUAAACUGGCUUGCCUGUUACCGUCAUGGAUAUCAAAGGCUUCAGCACAUCAGAGAAGGGGACGUGCAGGUCGAGUUCAACCUGGGGUGUGUUAUAGGUUGUACCCAAAAAUUCUUCAUGAUGCUAUGCCCCAGUAUCAAUUACCUGAAAUUCUUCGAACCCCUUUACAAGAACUAUGCCUUAAUAUUAAAAGCUUACAGCUUGGAGCAAUUGCAACAUUCUUGGCCAAGGCACUUCAGCCUCCUGAUCCGCUCUCUGUUAAAAAUGCAAUUGAAAUUUUGAAAACUAUUGGAGCGCUAGAUGACACCGAGGAGCUUACUGCAUUAGGACGCCAUCUGUGCAUGCUUCCUUUGGAUCCAAAUAUUGGAAAGAUGCUGCUUAUGGGGUCUAUAUUCCAGUGCCUAGAUCCAGCACUGACAAUUGCUGCUGCUCUUGCACAUCGUGACCCAUUUGUUCUACCAAUAAAUAGAAAAGAAGAAGCUGAUGCUGUAAAAAGAUCCUUUGCUGGUGACUCUUGCAGUGAUCACAUAGCUCUUUUAAAAGCUUUUGAAGCAUGGAAGGGUGCUAAACGCAGUGGAAGAGAACGAGCUUUCUGUUGGGAGAAUUUCUUGUCCCCCAUAACCUUGCAAAUGAUGGACGACAUGAGAAACCAGUUCUUGGAUCUAUUAUCUGACAUAGGUUUUGUGAACAAGGCUAAAGGUGCCAAGGCAUAUAACCACUAUGGAGAUGAUAUGGAAAUGAUAUGUGCCGUUCUGUGUGCUGGGCUUUACCCUAAUGUUAUCCAAUGCAAAAGGAGAGGGAAGAGGACAGCAUUUUACAGCAAAGAUGUUGGGAAAGUUGAUAUUCAUCCUUCCUCUGUUAAUGCAGGGGUCCAUCUAUUCCCUUUGCCUUACAUGAUUUACAGCGACAAAGUGAAAACCUCAAGUAUAUAUAUCAGGGAUUCGACAAAUAUUUCAGACUAUGCUUUGCUCUUGUUUGGAGGCAGCCUCAUGCCAAGUAAAUCUGGAGAGGGCAUCGAGAUGCUGGGUGGAUACCUUCACUUUUCGGCACCAAAGAGUACACUACAUCUUAUUCAGAGAUUGAGAGGAGAACUUGACAAACUGUUGCAGAGGAAAAUUGAGGAGCCAGCGCUUGAUGUCCAUUCGGAGGGUAUUGAUGUUGUUGCUGCAGCUGUCGAACUAUUGCACAGCCAGAAUGUCUACCACUGAAUGAUAUAUAUAUAUAUAUAUAUAUAGAGAGAGAGAGAGAGAGAGAGAGAGAGAGUAUUCCUAUCUUCUCAUCCUUCAGCAAUUUAUAUAAGCAAGAUAGAAGCUGCACGUCCUCCUUCCAACAGUGAUUCUGCUUCUCGUUUGAGCGUUCUUAUUCCCAUAGGAGAUGUGAAACUAUGGCACUUUAUUUUUGCUAUCAUAUGGCAUGAUUUUUUGUGAUCCAAUGAUGACACAGAAAAAUAGUAGAUUAUAAUGAUUCGUUGGUUAACUGUUCCUGAAAACUUUUUGUUGU